Molecule: messenger RNA, 8120 nt
Organism: Podarcis raffonei (Aeolian wall lizard)
Lineage: Eukaryota; Metazoa; Chordata; Lepidosauria; Squamata; Lacertidae
Gene: POLQ
Product: DNA polymerase theta
Exons: 30
Coding region: 221-7717 (2498 amino acids)
Biological process (GO): DNA-templated DNA replication; double-strand break repair via alternative nonhomologous end joining
Molecular function (GO): DNA-directed DNA polymerase activity; DNA binding; ATP binding
Source: RefSeq, a predicted model, not a curated record
GGAAUUUCUUUGGGAGUUGCUUAGGGAGACGCAAACGUUGCCCGUGAGGCCAAACGCUGCACUUUCCCGCCGCUUCCUGACAGGAAUUUGGCCGCCAUGCGUCCGACUGAAGGGAAGCGAGGCGGAGCAGCCGCGGCCCCUUCCGGCCCCUUUGAAUCCCCGCGCGGGAAAAUGGCGGCGGCGGCGGCGGCGCUGGCUUAGCAGAAGGCGGUGCGGGAAGAUGGCGGCGUCCUUGUCUUCCCCUUCGCCCCGCCGAGGGGCUCUGAGCGGCGUCGUGCUGAGCCCCCCGCCCGGCCUGGGCUGCUCCCUCCGCCCCAGCCUCGGCCCUCCAGGACAAGGUCAGCAUGUGGGUGUUCCGGAUGAGCAAGCUGACAAACUGCUGCUAGCAAACUGGGGGCUCCCCCAAGCGGUCCUGGAUAAAUACCAUGGUUUGGGAGUGGUUCGUAUGUUCCAGUGGCAAGCCGAGUGUCUGAUGGUUGGACAAGUUCUGGAGGGGGAGAACUUGGUUUACUCAGCUCCUACAAGUGCAGGGAAAACUCUAGUUGCUGAAUUACUUAUACUGAAGAGAGUGCUGGAAUCUCGCAAAAAAGCUUUGUUCAUUUUACCCUUUAUCUCUGUGGCCAAAGAAAAGAAAUAUUACCUGCAAGCAGUGUUCCAAGACGUAGGUGUGCAAGUGGAGGGGUAUAUAGGGAGUAUUUCCCCUGCUGUCCGUUUCUCUGCCCUGGAUGUUGCUGUCUGCACUAUUGAGAGAGCUAAUGGUCUGAUCAACAGACUCAUAGAGGAGAAAAUACUGGACUCACUGGGAAUAGUAGUUGUAGAUGAGCUGCACAUGCUGGGGGAUCCUCAGAGAGGGUAUCUGCUAGAACUCCUGCUGACAAAGGUUCAGUUUUUGACCAGAAAAAUGAAGAACAAACAAUCAAACAUGCCUGGACCACUCUCAAAUGGAAUACAAAUUGUAGGCAUGAGCGCUACCCUUCCUAACUUGGGUCUUCUGGCCUCCUGGCUAAAUGCAAAGCUAUACCACACAGAUUUCCGACCGGUGCCCCUUGUAGAGCAAGUGAAAAUUGGCAGCCAAAUUUAUGACUCCUCCAUUAAAGUUGUGAGAGAAAUCCAGUCUGUGCUGCAUAUAAAGAAUGAUGAGGACCAUGUGGUGACUCUGUGUUAUGAGACUGUUCAGAAUGGCCAUUCUGUCCUUAUUUUCUGCCCAUCUAAGAACUGGUGUGAGAAAUUGUCAGACAUCAUUGCUCGGGAAUUCUACAAUCUCCAGCACAAGUACCUUCAAAAGAUGUCCACCCUUUCACCAGUAGCCCUGGACACAGAAGGGAUAGAGGAGUUGAUAGGUCAGCUAAAGCAUUCGCCUUCUGGUUUGGACUCCGUGCUUCAGAGGACUAUAAAAUGGGGUGUAGCUUUUCACCAUGCAGGUCUUACAUUUGAUGAACGAGACAUCAUUGAAACUGCCUUUCGUCAAGGAGUGCUUCGAGUCCUAGUAGCAACCUCUACGCUUUCUUCAGGGGUGAAUCUGCCUGCACGCCGGGUGAUCAUCCGAACUCCUGUGUUUGGAGGCAGAUCAUUGGAUGUCUUGACAUACAAACAGAUGGCUGGGAGAGCUGGAAGGAAGGGAGUAGACACCAUAGGCGAGAGCAUUCUGGUGUGCAAGACCACAGAGAAAUCCAAAGGCAUUGCUCUGCUCCAGGGCUGUCUCAAGCCAGUGCGGAGCUGCUUGCUGAGCCAAGAGGGAGAAGACAUUACUUCAAGUAUGAUACGGGCAAUCCUGGAGAUCAUAGUAAAUGGAGUAGCUAGCUCUCCAGAAGACAUCCAGAGUUAUGCUUCCUGUACACUCUUUGGUGCAAGUCUGAAAGACUUCCCGGACAAUGGGACAGAGCAGGAGAGAAAUUGCCAUGGUUCUAUAGAUGCUUGUGUGAAGUGGCUGCUUAAAAAUGAAUUUAUCCUGAUUUCGGUGUCUGAUACAGGCAAAGAAAUAUAUUGCCCAACACAUCUCGGCUCUGCUACCUUGUUUUCUUCCUUUUCACCCGUAGCAGCACUAGAAAUUUUUGCUGAUCUCCAGAGAGCAAUGAAGAGCUUUGUCUUAGAGAAUGAUCUGCACAGUCUUUAUUUGGUCACCCCUGUUUAUGAAGACUGGGCCAAAAUAGACUGGUAUCGAUUCUUUUGCAUGUGGGAGAAGUUGCCUGCCUCAAUGAAAAGAGUUGCCGAGCUGGUUGGAAUCGAAGAAAGCUUUUUGGCUUGCUCUGUGAAGGGCAAAAUAAUCACUAGAACAGAGAGGCAGCAUAGGCAAAUGGCCAUUCACAAAAGAUUUUUUACAAGCCUGGCUCUCUUGGACUUAAUAAAUGAGGUUCCUAUAAAUGAGGUUGCUAAGAAAUAUGGCAGCAAUCGUGGACAACUUCAGUCUUUACAGCAGUCUGCUGCUACUUAUGCAGGGAUGAUUACCAUUUUCUGUAACCGUCUGGGGUGGCACAAUAUGGAACAGUUGCUCUCCCAGUUUCAGAGUCGUCUCACAUUUGGAAUCCAGAGAGAGCUCUGUGAUCUUGUCCGGAUAUCUCUGUUAAAUGCACAGUGUGCUAGAGCUCUCUAUAAGGCUGGUUUUGUCACGGUCGCUGAUGUCGCCAAAGGGAAUAUUGCGGAGGUGGGAAAUGCCUUCAGGAAUGCAGCACCUUUCAGAAGUCGUAGGGCAGUGGAUGAAGAUGAACAGGCUGUCGAGGAGCACCAAAUUACACCCCUUAUAUGGAUGUCUGGACUGAAGGGUUUAACUGAGAUUGAAGCUGCUAAUCUUGUUGUGGAGGAGGCUAAAACUCUCUUAAAGGAGGACUUGGCUGCUUUGGGAGUGCAGUGGAACCCCAAUGCCUCUCUCUUAUCAGAUUCCUCUUCCACAUUUUCCAUAACAGGACAAGUUGAGGAAGAGGAAAAACAUAGACUGUAUGGGAAACAGAUAUCAAGAAAUAGCCAAAGUAUAAUUUCAUCAGACAAAAGUAUCAGUUCUCAACCUGAUAGUGCAAAAUGGGUUAGACAAAAAAACAAGAGGUCGUUAGAUGCUAGUUUAGUAAAUGGGAGACUUGAAGAGACUCUGGUAGAUGAAACUAAGGGAGAGACAAGAAAUGAUGACGUAUGCUGUAGUGCAAGCAAACGGCUAAAUCUGAGAAAAGAUGGGGAAAGUAUGAGAGAUACCUCUGUGAAGCAAAAGUUGGAUUCCAUGAUAAGCACUGAGCAGAGGACAAGGCCAGGCUUGAAAGCUACUUCAAAAAAACAUCAUGUUGCAGCUAGAUUUAAGAAAAAAGCUGGAAUUAAUUUAAAUCAAAGUAGGGAACAGAGCACAGUUGCAAAAUGGAGGAGGCCUUGGAGUCAAGAAUCAAGUUUCAACAAUCAUUUUCCGUCCUCCAGCGACAGCUGUGAGUCAAACCAAAAACAUCACCAAACUGUAACUAAAGGAUCAUUAGGCUACCAGGAAGGAAUUGACAAAAUAUCCCUACAGGCAAAUGAAAUAUACCAAGAUAGUGGGAAAACUGUGCACAAAUUGCUUAUAGAACCUGUACAUGCCAGUGAAUCCAAAUAUGAGUUAACACUGAAUAAUCACAUUAAAACACCUGCUUUGAAUUCAGUAGAGGGAGAUGCAGCUCCUGUUAAAGAUAAAAUGGAAAUGCAAGAUGUUAUGGACGAUCUGGUGAUAUCUGAUAAGAAACUGAAUCUGAUAAGAAAUUGCAGCAAAUUGGAGCUCAGUAAAAACGGUGCUAGAAGCAUAAUUACUGAAAAUAAAAUGGACAGAGGUAGAAAUGUUUUUAAUGAAGCAGCAAGUGGCGCUAUCACCACAACAGGAAAUCAGCAAAAAGCAGAGAGUUCUCGAAAAGCAGACAAAAAUGAGCCUGGAAGAUUCAACCCCACCCUGGAAAAUAAAAAUACAGUUAUAGGUAAAGUGCAUAAUCACCCUGAUAAUGUUCUGAAGCCUUCUGAAUGCGUCAAAAGCUGUUCUCCUGAUCUGUAUUUCGUCUUCAAAGAAUUUGAAGAAAGCUUCCAGUUAGAUACACAAACUGAGAGGAUAUUGCAACAGGAGGUGGCAGCUACAGUUGCUGAUAAACAAAAAGACUUAGUAGCAGAUUCAGCACUGAAAAUAAAGUGUGCUAGUACUUCAGAAACUAAUGCUGUAUCUAUAAUGGAUAAGCCAGCGUGCAGAAAAGCAGAACCGUUACCUGUUAAAAAAAACGAUGUAGCAGGAAACACAGCUUUAUUGCAUUGUAAAGCAAAAGGUGCUCACAAAAAGCCUAUGAAAUACCCAGAAAUACCAUUUUGCCUUGAAAGAAACAGUUUUUCUGUUAUGGACUCCCAGUUAGAAAGCUUCUUACGAGACUAUCGGACUCCAAAUCUGGCAGAAGAGCAGGAAACAAUUGUUCUUUCAAAGGCUUCCUUUGCUGCUAAUCAGUGCCCACCUGCUGUCAAUGCACAUGCCAAGUGCUGUCCUUUGCCGGAAAUAAAUUUGAAUAGCAGUGAUAGUUUGUUGUUUGAUGAAGACUUUAACCACAUUCAUGACCCUCAGGAUGUUCACAUUGGUGAAGCUGUUGCCAUGGGAGAACUUCCACUGCAGCAAAUUAUCCCUGCUCCUUUUAAAUCCACUUUAGAAGGUGAUCUUCCAGGUGUACAGAAUGUGGGGCCAGGCAAUGGUGUAUCAAAUACCACUAUAAACCAGCAGCGACUGACAGAGGAUCAUGAGGAUGAUUCUCUAAUGUUCUCAGAUGCUGGUUCUUUCCACAUAGCAGAAAUGAGAGAAGGUGAGUCCGUGCCUUGUUUUCACAGAAACGUGCUCAACAAGCUGAGGAAUCUGAAAGAGGCAGAUGAUGAUGUCAGACCUGAGAUUACUGGGAAAGAUGCAAAUGCUAACCAAGUGGGAAAGUGUGAUUUUUUGUUUGAUUUAAGUCCAGGAAUGAAAGAAGUCUUAGAUGAAUGGCCAAGCCCCACUGGAAAUAAACCUGAAAUGGAUACAAGAAGCAAUUUGAGAGUAGUGCUAUCUGAGAAAAAUCAAGAUUCUGCCCUAUCCUGUGGUCAGUGCAAAUUUCGCAAAGAUUUUAAGAGCAACUGCAUAAUUAGAGGGAUGGAUGAUCAAAGUAAGACCUGUGGCUCUUUACUAAUCAACAGAAAAGGAAGUUCCAUAUCUUGGACAGAUGGGAACAAGGAACCUCUUUCUCCAGCAAAGUUCAUAGAGCCUCCUUCACAGGAUCAACGCUUUGUGACACAUGCCGAAGCCAGAAAUAUGAACCCCACAGACAAAGCUCCUGGUCUUCAGCUCCUGCAGAACGCUGCACUUGAUUCACACCCGCAAGCAAAACCAGAAAAUGGCAGACAUGCUGAGUUUCCAUCUGAGGAUGACUCUAUUAUAAUUGAAGGUUUUUCACUGCAGUUAUCUCAAGAUCUACCAUCCUGCAGUGCUGAAAAUUUUGCUAUAAUUGAUGUAGCGAAUGAUAAGGCUCUUUUCCAAACCUUCAUUAAAGAAUGGAGCACGAAAAAGAGAUUUGCUAUCUCGCUGGCUUGUGAAAGAGCAAAAGGCCCCCUUUCCCACAGAUCAGCUAUUGGUGCCAAGUUCAAGCAAGGGAACCAGGAAAUUCAAUAUGAAGGUGAUGGAUUUCCUGUAACAGCCUGUGAAGACCUGCUGGUAGUUGGAUUAGCUGUGUGUUGGGGUGGAAAGGAUGCUUACUACAUUUCAUUGCAACAGAAAUCUCAAGAACAGACUGAAAUCAGUGCCAGUUUGGAACCGCCUCCCCUGGAUCAGAACUUGGCCGCAGCAGAGAGGUUGCAGCAUCUUCAAUUACACCUGCAGGAUUCCAAGAGAGCGUUUUCGCUUGCUGUGUAUGAUUUCAUUCAGCACUACAAGAUCCUCCUGAAGGCCUGUGGCAUCUCUUUGGCAGGAUGCUAUGAGGACCCAAAGGUGGCGUGCUGGCUGUUGGAUCCUGAGUCUAAAGAACGCUCCCUUCACAACAUGGUCACCAAUUUCCUUCCUCAGGAAUUGUUCUUGCUGGACAACCUUGGAGCAGGCCAAGGGUGUCAGAGUCUGGGGCUCAGCGCCAGCGCAGAUCAUUCUGGACGAUACAGAGCAGCUGUGGAGUCUGUUCUUGUCUUUCAUAUUAUGGAGCAUCUCAAUACUCUGUUGCAUAAAGAUAACUUGCGAGAUACUUUUCGUAAAGUGGAGAUGCCAAAUCAAUAUUGCCUGGCCUUGCUGGAGCUCAACGGUAUCGGAUUUAGCACAGUUGAGUGUGAGACGCAGAAACAUGUCAUGGAAGCGAAACUCAACGAGAUUGAGAAUCGGAUAUAUCAGCUGGCAGGUCACAGUUUCUCCUUGACCUGCCCUGAUGACAUUGCUGAGGUGCUGUUUUUGGAGCAGAAGUUGCCAUUCAAUGGAGAAUCAAAAGUGCAAAGGGGCAAGAAAACAUUAGGUUACACUGGAAGGAAAGUAGCAAAUGGAAAAAUUGCCAAAUUAGGCAAGCAAUUCAGUACAACCAAGGAUGUUCUGGAGAAACUGAGGGCCUUGCACCCAUUGCCAGGCCUGAUUUUAGAAUGGAGGAAGAUCACCAAUGCCAUGACCAAAGUGGUGUUUCCACUGCAGAGGGAGAAGCGUUUAAACCCUGUGCUGGGCAUGGAACGGAUCUAUCCUGUUUCUCAGACUCACAGUGCUACAGGCCGUAUAAGCUUCAGGGAACCAAAUAUACAGAAUGUGCCAAAAGACUUUGAAAUUGAAAUGCCAACCAUGGUUGAAGAGAGCCCACCUUCCCAGAAGGAACACAGUGGGUUCAGUUUACACAGAAGCAGAUGGAGAAAGCAUUCUGUGCUACCACAUGGACAAAGGAGUCUUGCUGAACCCAGUGGGAGGAAAGUACCAUUUUCUGUCAGCAUGAGGCAUGCCUUUGUGCCAUUUCCAGGAGGCUUGAUCUUGGCAGCUGAUUAUUCCCAGCUUGAGCUGAGGAUCCUGGCUCAUUUGUGCUGUGAUCAGCGGCUUCUCCAGGUCUUAAAUGAUGGUUCUGAUGUGUUCAAAAGCAUUGCUGCCGAGUGGAAGAUGAUUGACUCUGAAGCAGUUGGGGAUGAUUUAAGGCAACAAGCCAAGCAGAUUUGUUAUGGAAUAAUAUAUGGAAUAGGAGCAAAAUCUUUAGGAGAGCAGAUGGGUGUUGAGGAAAAAGAUGCCUCCUGCUACAUUGACUCCUUCAAAUCAAGAUACUCAGGUAUUCAGAAAUUCCUGAGAGAAACAGUCCGGAAGUGCAGCAGAGAUGGGUUUGUGCAGACAAUCAUGGGGCGGCGUAGAUACCUGCCAGCAAUUAAGGACUCAAAUCCUUACAGAAAGGCUCAGGCAGAGAGGCAAGCUGUGAAUACUGUCGUCCAGGGCUCUGCAGCAGAUAUUGUCAAAACAGCCACCGUGAAUAUUCAGGCUCAGCUGGAAUCUUUCCCUUCAGCAGUAAAAUCUUAUGGACACUUGGAGAGCUCGUUCCAAAAAAGACAAACGGGAAAACCAGAGAGGAUGGAAAAGAAGAAGAUGAUACAUUCCGUAGCUGGAGGUUUCUUCAUUCUCCAGCUGCACGAUGAGCUUCUCUAUGAGGUUGCAGAAGACAGCCUGAUUCAGGUGGCACAGAUUGUUAAACAUGAAAUGGAACACGCUGUAAAACUCUCGGCGAAACUGUCGGUAAAAGUCAAAGUUGGGCCCAGCUGGGGAGACCUGCAAGAGCUGGAGUUGUGAACAGGUAAUAUAGAAGUUUGUACUGCACUGCCUGAUGCUGCAACGAGAUGCAAGACGUCUCUGACGAGUCUGGACAACGGGAUCCAUUUCUUUCAAUGACAAUUUUGAAUUCUCAUAUGAAUCUUUAAAUCGCACUUCCCCAACCUGGUGCCCUCCAUAGUCCAAUACAGUUAGAGGGUGACGGGUUGGAGAAGGCAGCUCUAAAUGACGUGUCGCAUAACUAGAAAUCACAAUGAAAUGCAAAGUAUUUAAAUUAAUUCCUAGUAAUAUAUUUAUUUAUUUGAAGGCCUACAAUUUUUCUCUUUCAUAACUGACUUGGGAGAAGCAUUCUGAGCUUUGACAUUGGCUUUUAUAGCUGGGAUCCUCUGGAAAAUUUGAUUCCCCGGCUGCUUGUGUCAGUUCA